UGAAGUUUUAACUCCACACGCCCCUCCAAAAGUCUUUAUCUCCCUCUUCGUCAACGCUCCUACUGGUCGCCAUUAACAAUUGGAACAAGCUACCUCCGUUGAUUAAUAUUCGAGCCCAUACAGUACAUCUGCCUAUAAAGAAGGACCCCCUGUUGGGUUCAGCUCACCUCGUACAAGAAACCUAAAACAAGGCCCAGAUCAUAUCCAUGGCUUCCCGUUUCAGUGCCUUCGUCCUGGUUUCUUGCCUUGUGAUAGCUUCGUCGCACGUUCAUGUUUCGAGCUCUGCUCACUUGGUGAAGGGGUUGUCGUGGUCCUUCUACAAGAACAGCUGUCCGAAGGUUGAGUCCAUCAUCAGGAAACAUCUCGAGAAGGUGUUCGAGGAGGACAUUGGCCAAGCUGCCGGGCUACUGCGUCUUCACUUCCAUGACUGCUUUGUUCAGGGAUGUGAUGGUUCGGUGUUGCUGGACGGUUCGGCGAGUGAAGCGAGCGAGCAGGAUGCUGCACCGAACCAGACCUUGAGACGGACAGCGUUCAAGAUCAUCGAUGACCUCCGUAAGCUCUUGGACAAGAAGUGCAGUCGAGUAGUCUCUUGCGCCGACAUUGUCGCCCUUGCCGCCCGUGAUUCCGUUUUCCUGUCGGGCGGACCUGAGUAUGAUGUGCCGUUGGGAAGGCGGGAUGGACUCACACCCGCGACUGUAAACGUGGUCUUAGAGAAUUUACCUGCACCAACUGAGAAUGCCAGCGAAAUUCUUGCUGCCCUAGCCAAGAAACACUUGGACGCCACCGACGUGGUUGCCCUCUCCGGAGGCCACACCAUCGGGCGCGCACACUGCGCCGCCUUUCAGGGACGGCUCUACCCGACCCAAGACCCCACCAUGGAGGAGGCCUUUGCCAAUGAUCUCAAGGGCGUGUGCCCCACCACAAACUCCACCAACACCACGGUCCUGGACAUCCGAUCACCCAACCUGUUCGACAACAAGUACUUUGUCAAUUUGGUGAACCGCGAAGGCCUGUUCACCUCGGACCAAGAUCUGUACGAGGACCCCACCACGAGGGACAUUGUCACCAGCUUCGCCAAGGACCGGGAGUUGUUCUUCGAGAAGUUCAUCCUCGCUAUGACGAAGAUGGGGCAACUCGAAUUGUUGACGGGGACGAAAGGAGAAAUUCGAGCUAACUGCUCGGUCACGAAUUCCGAAAACCCCGAUCUCUUGGCGUCCGUGGUGGAAGAGGACCUGGAGAGCUAUGCUGAAUUGAAGUGAUGUGACCCCUUUUAAGUGUGUGUAUCAGCGUGAGCGAGCUUUGUCUUUGCUAGGAUCUGCAACUUUUGCUCCUUUUGCUUGCUUGUUUAUAGACUGUGACAGUGUCCAAUAAAUUGCCUCAGCUGUUUAUGAGUA
Messenger RNA from Rhodamnia argentea, 1394 nucleotides. Its product is annotated as peroxidase 12. Gene Ontology annotation, biological process: response to oxidative stress; hydrogen peroxide catabolic process. Gene Ontology annotation, molecular function: heme binding; peroxidase activity. The record is from RefSeq and is a predicted model, not a curated record. Lineage: Eukaryota; Viridiplantae; Streptophyta; Magnoliopsida; Myrtales; Myrtaceae. The transcript has 3 exons. Bases 207 to 1259 code for a protein of 350 amino acids.